UAAACAUACAUAACCUUCACGUGUCUUAGUAGGGCUCGCGAUUGUCUGUUGGAUUUCUAUAUGCCACAGUAUUUGUGUAGUCGCUAUCGCAGCAACUCGCGGCAACAAUCAUUUUGGUAAAGUCGGUGCUUGUUUUGUGCGUGCCAAGUCUUGCCCCGUAAGAGUCCUUGACGAUAUCGAGCAGUGAAAUUGAUAUUUUCUUUACUUUUGAAAUAUUAUGAGUCCAAUGGACGAUACCGAAGAUAUGGACUUGAAUAAUCCUGUUGACGACGAGGAGACCGAACGUAAGCUGUUAGCUGGAUCGGAUGAAGAAUUGGACGACGAAGGAAAAUUAGACGAUGAAAAUGUCGAUCUAGGAAGCGAUUCGGAUGAAGAAAAAAUGGAAACUUCCACGGCGGCUGCUACCAAAGGUAGCGACUCCGACGAUGACUCUGACUCCGACGACAACGACGAGGAGGAUAAUGCAGCCGACGAAGCCGAAGUACAGAAUUUUGUCAGCAUACUGGAGCAAAACCCGUACGACUACGAGGCGCAUAAAUCAUUAAUUGAAAAACUUCAAACUAUGGGUUGUCUCGAUCGACUCAGAAAUGCCAGAGAAAAUAUGAGUGCUAAGUACCCGCUCACUUCGGAAAUUUGGCUUUCCUGGCUGAAAGACGAAAUGAAGCUUGCUGUCACUCCAGAACAAAAGCUCCCUGUGUUGGAACUUUGUGAUAGAGCUGUUAAAGAUUACCUCUCCGUUGAGGUAUGGCUGGAAUAUUUAAUAUUCAGUACUGGACUAGGUACUGAGGAAGAAAAUGUUGAAAAAAUAAGGGAUAUUUUUGAACGAGCUUUGACAGAUGCUGGUCUACACGUUACAAAAGGUUCUUUGAUUUGGGACGCUUACAGAGAAUUUGAAAAUUUUAUAUUAUUAAUGAUGAAUACAGAUGAUUCAGGAAAACUUGAUCAAAUUAAUCGAAUUGGUAAAAUAUUCAAACGCCAACUGGCUUGUCCUUUGUAUGGCAAAGAAAAAACCUUUGAAGAAUACCAAUUAUGGCGAUCAUCAGAGGGUAGCAGCUGUACUGAAGAUGAAAAAAUCAUUAAAAGUGGAUAUGAUCGAGCUUUAGCUGAAUUAGAAGUUCGGAAACCAUUUGAAGAGAAAAUUGAAAGUUCUAACAGUAAAGAAGAAUUGCUUGAUGCUUAUAACGCUUACUUAAUGAAAGAGAAACAAAUAGGAGAUCCAGGUCGAGUCAGUGUACUGUAUGAACGUGCUGUAGCUGAUUUAAGUUUAGAACCAACUUUGUGGCUUGACUAUAUACUCUAUGUACAGAACAAUAUUAAAAUUUAUGAAAUUGUAGAAAAGAUUUAUGCAAAAGCAGUAAGAAAUGUACCAUGGUAUGUUAAAAUAUGGCAAGCUUGGAUUAGAUAUCUUGAAAAAAAGAAAAGUCCUAUGUCUGAAGUACAGCAAGUGGUUGAAAAUGCUCUGGCUGUAGGUUUUGCUUCUCCAAUAGAAUAUAAAGAUCUCUGGAUUUCAUAUCUUGAAUAUUUACGACGAGGAGUUGAUAAAGCUCCAGAUGAAGAGAAACAUAUUGAAAUUGUAAGAAAUGCAUUUAAUCGAGCUUGUGAACAUUUGAAAACUUUUGGAAUUGAGGGUGAUCCCAAUUGUGAAGUUGUUCAAUUUUGGGCCAGGUUCGAAGCAAUUACGGCUCGUAGUAUGGAAACAGCAAGGAAACUAUGGGCAGAUAUUAUGUCGCAAGGUCACAGUGGAUCAUAUGCAAGUUGGUUGGAAUAUCUUUCACUUGAGAAGUGUUAUGGAGAUACUAAGCAUCUACGUAAACUUUUCCCUAAAGCAUUGGCAGCAACUGUAGAUUGGCCUGAAAGUAUAGCUAAUUCUUGGAUCAAUUUUGAAAGGGAUGAAGGAACUUUAGAGCAAAUGGAAGUUUGUGAAGCGAAAACAAAAGAGUGCUUGGAGAAAGUAGCACAGAAUAGAAAAGCACAAGAAAAUAUGCAAAAACAUGAAACAGUAGUCAAAAAACCACUUAAAAGAAAAGCUGAAGAUGUACCCAAAUGGAAAGAUGUAGGGAUAGUUGAAAGUAAGAUAAUAAAGACUGACAAAAUGGGAAAAGCUAACAUCAAAAAUGGUCCUACUGCUACCUUAGCUAAGGGUGAUAAGGAACAUGGUGGUCAAACUAAAAGCGCACCUCCUCCUGGCUAUAAAAAACCAGUUGAAGAACAUAUGGAUACAACUGAGUCAGAAGCAGAGACUCAUGAAUUCCAAAAAGUUAAGGAUCAAAUUACUGUAUUUGUCAGUAAUUUAGAUUAUUCAACAACUGAGGAGGAAGUAAAAGCGGUACUUGAAUCAGUUGGACCAAUCACUUUGAUAAGAAUGGUAAAAGACUUUAAAGGCCGAAAUAAAGGUUUUUGCUACGUACAAUUUGAGAAUGAGAAUCAAGUGGAGGAAGCUCUCAAACUAGAUCGAACACCAAUAAACAACCGACCAAUGUUUAUAUCCAGAUGUGAUCCUGAUAAGACUUCAAGAGGUCCAAUAUUUAAAUACAAAACAGAAUUAGAGAAGAAUAAAUUAUUUGUGAAAGGUUUGCCUCCCAGUACAACAAAAGAGCAGCUCGAAGAAAUAUUCAAAGUCCACGGAAAUCUCAAGGAUGUACGGAUAGUCACUUACCGUAACGGUCAUUCUAAGGGAUUAGCGUACGUUGAUUUUGAAAAUGAAGUUGAUGCUGGCAAAGCCUUAGUUGCGACUGAUGGAAUGACUAUUGAAGACAAAGUAAUAAGCGUAGCAAUUAGUCAACCACCACAGCGUAAACCAACACCAGGUGACGACAAUUUAAGAAUCAAAUCCCUCGGAGGUUCUUCACAAAGCCGUUCCCACUUUGGAGGUCCCAAAAGUGUAUUAUCAUUAGUACCUAGGGUAUUAAAAACUACCGCUACCAGUGACGUAGUUCCUGGUAAUGGAGUAGCAAAAGCAAAAACUAACGAGGAUUUUAGAAAUAUGCUUCUAAAAAAAUAAGAUAGAUUAUAAGUUCAAAUCAACUUCUUACUUUUUACUUAAUACUUGAAAUCUUAAAAAAUCAAAAA
Molecule: messenger RNA, 3069 nt
Organism: Trichogramma pretiosum
Lineage: Eukaryota; Metazoa; Arthropoda; Insecta; Hymenoptera; Trichogrammatidae
Product: squamous cell carcinoma antigen recognized by T-cells 3
Exons: 6
Coding region: 218-3001 (927 amino acids)
Biological process (GO): RNA processing
Molecular function (GO): protein binding; RNA binding
Source: RefSeq, a predicted model, not a curated record